UAGCACUCUGCUUAGUGUCACAUGCUGUCGGGGAAGCGCAGGAAAGCAGACGAUAUUCGUCGGAAAUCGUACAGAACGAAGCUAUGAUUGAAACUCAAAGUCGGCGAGAGAGCAUCUUCGACAGCAGGCGGCGACUGACGGUGCUCGGAAGCAGCGGCGGUGAGGCAGGGACACCCAAAAGCACGAGUCGUGAUCAUGGGCGCGAGCGCUUCGACAGCCGGCGGCGCAAGCUAGCAUCCUCGCGGGCGUGUAAGGCGUCUUCGCUUCCGGGCUUCACCUCGUCGAUCGACCUGUCGGGUAAAGGCCUCGUGCUGCACUGGAAGCUCGACGGACCGCAAAGCCUAGCCAUGGCAGUCGAGGCGAAGGCGGGGAGCGGCGUGUCGACCAAUAAAGGCUGGUUCGCGAUAGCGUGGAGCAAGACGGGGUACAUGUUCCCCGCCGAUGGUGUUGUGGGUGUUGCGGGGAGCAGCCGGCCCUCGGCGUACGCGUUAGAAGGCUACAGUCAAACCACAGUUGCGCCCACCUCGAGGUUUAGCCUUGGGAAUGCCGCGCUCGCGUGGGGACCAAGUGGCAUCGUGAUGAGGUUCACGCGGAACGGCACGGACGGGGUGGUUCCAGUGACUUACAGCGGGGCGAAUCAAAUCAUCUGGGCGUUCGGUUCGAGCGGCAGGCCAACCGAUCAUGGCAUGAACAGGGGCGGUAAAGCUGUGGACUUCUCGUGUCUCCCCGCGCCCUCCAUCUCCCCUCCCCCUCCCCCCAAGCCAUCCCCCAAGCCAUCCCCCAAGCCAUCCCCAAAACCUUUCCCCAAGCCAUCCCCGAAGCCCGCACCGCAGCCUUCCCCCAAGCCCUCCCCCAAGCCGUCCUCUCCGCCAUCUCCUCCCCCGUGCAAGCCCUCAACGUGCAAGGCAUCGACCCUUCCCGGCUUCACCUCCUCAGUGGACCUCACGGGAAAAGGCUUUGUGCUCCACUGGAAGCGCCAGGGGCGGCAGAGUUUGUCUCUAGCGGUGGAGGCGAAGCCCAGCAGUGGGGCCCACAAGGGCUGGUUCGCCCUGGGCUGGUCCAAAACGGGCUUCAUGUCCCCUGCUGACGUGGUGGUUGGGAACCUCGCCACGUCAGCAUCGCCACCUGCCAAGUCAGCAGCAGCUGUGGCGGCCUAUGGGAUAACCGGCUAUGCUGCGAGUGCCGUGAAACCGUCAAGAAAGUUUACCAUUGCACCGACUGGGUUCAGCUCGACAGCACGGGGUGCAAUCAUGAGGUUUGCACGCAACAGCACUGAUGGGACCGUGCCUGUGAAGUACAAUGGAGUGAACCGCCUCAUCUGGGCCUUCUCCCCUGAUGGCUCCAAGAUUCUCGCCUACCACAACAAGAACUGGUACGUGCUGUUUGAAGCUACACCCCCUCGCUCCCCCGCCUCCAACCACUUGCCAUCGCCCCACUCCCCCACUUUCUCCCCUGAUGGCUCCAAGAUUCUCGCCUACCACAACAAGAACUGGUAG
Messenger RNA from Closterium sp. Naga37s-1, 1496 nucleotides. The record is from the annotation of a GenBank genome assembly. Lineage: Eukaryota; Viridiplantae; Streptophyta; Zygnematophyceae; Desmidiales; Closteriaceae.